This is a messenger RNA of Microtus oregoni (creeping vole), 7137 nucleotides long. RefSeq names its product TAO kinase 1 (gene Taok1). Gene Ontology annotation, molecular function: ATP binding; protein kinase activity. The record is from RefSeq and is a predicted model, not a curated record. Bases 731 to 3736 code for a protein of 1001 amino acids. Gene Ontology annotation, biological process: protein phosphorylation; execution phase of apoptosis. The transcript has 20 exons. Lineage: Eukaryota; Metazoa; Chordata; Mammalia; Rodentia; Cricetidae.
GGGGGGAACCUGGGCAGCGGCCGAGCUCUGUGGCUUCAGGGCUUGGAAGGAGAGAGGGAGGGUGGCGAGGAGAGUGAGUCGGUGCCGCCGCCCGCUUGAGGAGAGAGGAGGGGUCCCACUCGUCUUGCGCCCUUCGCGAGCCGAGAGCGCGGAGCAGUCGCGAAACUCCCAGGCCUCUCGGCCCCUGGGGACCCCGCCCCGCCGCCCGCCGGCCCGCGGCCUCUCUUCCCUUUGUGAGCGCCCCCUUCCCAGGGGUGCUGGUGGUGGCGGAGGGGUGCGCGUGGGCCCGCCCGCCGAGGGGCCGCGGCGGGGGACCGACUGGGCCUCGGCUGUGAGAACCCGAGGCGGCCGAGGCCCGGGCCGGUUCCCCCGAGGCGGCGGCGGCGGCUCCCGGCACUUCCCCGCGCCAUCUUAACUGAGCACAAGCGUUAAGGGCGCCUCCUCGACCCCGGUUGUCCCCUCGUCCCCCCCCCCCCCCCGCCCCCUUGUUGCAGAGCUUGGGCUGGGCGGCUGGGGGGGGGGGGCGGCGGUCUGUCGCCGGGCCCCCUCCUCCUCCCUCCUCGCUCUCCAGCACCGCGGCCACCGGAGCGCUCCAGGGGUCUGCGCCUGCUUACUCCGCCCCAGAUCUGCCGGCGAAGGGUUUAUGUCAGCGUGGCUUCAUUCAUACAGAUGAACCAGGCAUUGGGAUAGCAGUAUAAAAUUAGAAUCAGACAGCUGACUGCUCAGCAGGAUGCCAUCAACUAACAGAGCAGGCAGUCUAAAGGACCCUGAAAUUGCAGAGCUCUUCUUCAAAGAAGAUCCGGAAAAGCUCUUCACAGAUCUAAGAGAAAUUGGCCAUGGGAGCUUUGGAGCAGUAUAUUUUGCUCGAGAUGUGCGUACUAAUGAAGUGGUGGCCAUCAAGAAAAUGUCUUAUAGUGGAAAGCAGUCUACUGAGAAAUGGCAGGAUAUUAUUAAGGAAGUCAAGUUUCUACAAAGAAUAAAACAUCCCAACAGUAUAGAAUAUAAAGGCUGCUAUUUACGGGAACACACUGCAUGGCUUGUAAUGGAAUAUUGUUUGGGAUCUGCUUCAGAUUUGCUAGAAGUUCAUAAAAAGCCAUUACAAGAAGUGGAAAUAGCAGCAAUUACACAUGGUGCUCUCCAGGGAUUAGCUUAUUUACAUUCUCAUACCAUGAUCCAUAGAGAUAUCAAAGCAGGAAAUAUCCUUCUGACAGAACCAGGCCAGGUGAAACUUGCUGACUUUGGAUCUGCUUCCAUGGCUUCCCCUGCCAAUUCUUUUGUGGGAACGCCAUAUUGGAUGGCCCCAGAAGUAAUUUUAGCCAUGGAUGAAGGACAAUAUGAUGGUAAAGUUGAUGUAUGGUCUCUUGGAAUAACAUGUAUUGAAUUAGCGGAGAGAAAGCCUCCUUUAUUUAAUAUGAAUGCAAUGAGUGCCUUAUAUCACAUAGCCCAAAAUGAAUCCCCUACACUACAGUCUAAUGAAUGGUCUGAUUAUUUUCGCAACUUUGUAGAUUCUUGCCUCCAGAAAAUCCCUCAAGAUCGCCCUACAUCAGAGGAACUUUUAAAGCACAUGUUUGUUCUUCGAGAGCGCCCGGAAACAGUGUUAAUAGAUCUCAUUCAAAGGACAAAGGAUGCAGUAAGAGAGCUGGACAAUCUGCAGUAUCGAAAAAUGAAGAAACUUCUUUUCCAGGAGGCACAUAAUGGACCAGCGGUAGAAGCACAGGAAGAAGAGGAGGAGCAAGAUCAUGGUGUUGGCCGGACAGGAACAGUGAAUAGUGUUGGAAGUAAUCAGUCUAUUCCCAGUAUGUCUAUCAGUGCCAGCAGCCAAAGCAGCAGUGUUAACAGUCUUCCAGAUGCCUCGGAUGACAAGAGUGAGCUUGACAUGAUGGAGGGAGACCAUACAGUGAUGUCUAAUAGUUCUGUCAUCCACUUAAAACCUGAGGAGGAGAAUUAUAGAGAAGAAGGAGAUCCUAGAACAAGAGCAUCAGAUCCACAGUCUCCACCUCAAGUGUCCCGUCACAAAUCACAUUAUCGUAAUAGAGAACACUUUGCAACCAUACGAACGGCAUCACUGGUUACAAGACAGAUGCAAGAGCACGAACAGGACUCUGAACUUAGAGAACAGAUGUCUGGUUAUAAGAGGAUGAGGCGGCAACAUCAAAAGCAGCUGAUGACUCUGGAAAAUAAACUAAAGGCAGAGAUGGAUGAACACCGUCUCAGAUUAGACAAAGACCUUGAAACUCAGCGUAACAAUUUUGCUGCAGAAAUGGAGAAACUUAUCAAGAAACACCAAGCUGCUAUGGAAAAAGAGGCUAAAGUGAUGGCCAAUGAGGAGAAAAAAUUCCAGCAACACAUUCAAGCUCAACAGAAGAAAGAACUGAAUAGCUUUUUGGAGUCCCAAAAAAGAGAAUAUAAACUUCGAAAAGAGCAGCUUAAGGAGGAGCUGAAUGAAAACCAGAGCACACCUAAAAAAGAAAAGCAGGAAUGGCUUUCAAAGCAGAAGGAGAAUAUACAACAUUUCCAGGCAGAAGAAGAAGCUAACCUUCUUCGACGUCAAAGGCAGUAUCUGGAGCUAGAAUGUCGCCGCUUCAAGAGAAGAAUGUUACUUGGGCGACAUAACUUGGAACAGGACCUUGUCAGGGAGGAGUUAAAUAAAAGGCAGACUCAGAAGGACUUGGAACAUGCUAUGCUGCUACGACAGCAUGAAUCCAUGCAAGAACUGGAGUUUCGCCACCUCAACACUAUUCAGAAGAUGCGCUGUGAGUUGAUCAGACUGCAGCAUCAAACCGAGCUCACUAACCAGCUGGAAUAUAAUAAGCGAAGGGAACGGGAAUUAAGGCGAAAACAUGUUAUGGAAGUUCGACAACAGCCUAAGAGUUUGAAGUCUAAAGAACUCCAGAUAAAAAAGCAGUUUCAGGAUACAUGCAAAAUUCAAACCAGACAGUACAAAGCAUUAAGAAACCACCUACUGGAGACUACACCAAAGAGUGAGCACAAAGCUGUUCUGAAAAGACUCAAGGAGGAACAGACUCGGAAGUUAGCCAUCUUGGCUGAGCAGUAUGAUCAUAGCAUUAAUGAAAUGCUCUCCACACAAGCUCUGCGUUUGGAUGAAGCACAGGAAGCAGAAUGCCAGGUUUUGAAGAUGCAGCUGCAGCAGGAACUGGAGCUAUUGAAUGCAUAUCAGAGCAAAAUUAAGAUGCAGGCUGAGGCCCAACAUGAUCGAGAGCUUCGAGAGCUGGAACAGAGGGUCUCCCUUCGCAGGGCACUCUUAGAACAAAAGAUUGAAGAAGAGAUGUUGGCUUUGCAGAAUGAACGCACAGAACGAAUACGUAGCCUGCUUGAGCGUCAAGCCAGAGAAAUUGAAGCUUUUGACUCUGAAAGCAUGAGACUAGGUUUUAGUAACAUGGUCCUUUCUAAUCUCUCCCCUGAGGCAUUCAGCCACAGCUACCCAGGAGCUUCUAGUUGGUCUCACAAUCCUACUGGGGGGCCCGGACCUCACUGGGGUCAUCCCAUGGGUGGCACACCACAAGCUUGGGGCCAUCCAAUGCAAGGUGGACCCCAGCCAUGGGGUCAUCCCUCAGGGCCAAUGCAAGGGGUCCCUCGAGGUAGCAGUAUGGGAGUCCGCAAUAGCCCCCAGGCUCUGAGGCGGACAGCUUCUGGGGGACGGACAGAACAGGGCAUGAGCAGAAGCACGAGUGUCACUUCUCAAAUAUCCAAUGGGUCACACAUGUCUUACACAUAAUAAUUGAAAGUGGCAAUUCCGUUGGAGCUGUCUGCCAAAAGAAACUGCCUACAGACAUCAUCACAGCAGCCUCCUCACUUGGGUACUACCAUGUGGAAGCUGAGUGCAAAUGGUAUAUUUUAUUCGUUUUUGUAAAGCGUUAUGUUUUGUGUUUACUAAUUGGGAUCUCAUAGUAUUUGGCUGCCGGGUAUUUGUGGUUGGCUUUUUGUUUCCUUGUUUUUAACUUUUGGAAAAUUUUAAAACUGGGAAUAGAUAAAUAUUUCAUGUGUGUGGAAAAAAAGAAAUUGGCUUAAUAGAAGGAGUUUUAUCAGAACAAUAUAAAAAUAAAAUGAAGCAUACUGCCCUGAAUCAUCGCUUUAGGAUGUCCAUAGCCUAAGAAGUUUAUUGAAAGAUCUAAAGCCUUCCUCCAUAUUUCAAAUUCUGUGAGUCACUGACAGCAGGCAGCGUCUGUGCUGAAACAUGUUCUUACUGAAACAUACCUCCACACCUUACCAGUGUGUUUCCUUUCUUUAUGAAAUUGGUCUGACUUAUCAACCUCGUUUGGACUAAAGCAGAAAACCAUGAACAUUAAAAGAUUGUAUUUACCUUUUCAGGUGGUAGAAGAUCAUUUAGUUUUUGGCUAAGUGCAUCAGAAGUUUGUCCCUGAUUUUGUAGGUUGUAUUGUUGUUAAGAUGGCAUUGCUUAAGGAGAUCAUAAGCUGUGUGGGGAUUGCACUAACAAGCUUGUCAGCAGCUAUCAGAGGAAAAAAACAGAGGGUUGGGACCCUGAAAGUUCUGUGAUGCAUGUGUUCAGCAUGGAAUGAGGAGAUAAAGCCUAUGUAUCAGGAUAUUUUGUUUCUUGUAGAGUGAUAGCUCAUGCUACCCAAACUAUAAGACACCAAAAAGUACCUUUGCUUUGUUUAUACAAAAUCAAAGACACUUAGCCAACACAAAGCAAAUGCCAGAGUUAUUUGAAUGAUGCCAUAUUUGUGAACUGCCAUCUAUUAGAAUACUCAUCACACUACAUAGACAUAAUUUUAUUUAUCCCCCUUUUGGCUUAUGGGAUUUCCUGUUUACAAGUAGCAAUAGUCAAUUAUUUAAAUAUUUAGUUGCCACUAGGAAUCACUGAGCCAAUGACCACCAGCUGCUGACUAAUCUUCACACUGUAGAUGUUGCUUCAUCUGCAGGUUCUCUAUGUUUAAUUGCUGUUUUUGUUGCUGCAGUACCUUACAAACUUUUAGUUCAUUGAAACUUCAUGUCACUUUCCCACAAUAGUAAAGUUCCUUUCAGAAGUCUCUAGCUUAGUGCUAAAAUACUACUGAGGAAGAAACUAGGUAGUUUGAAGAGUGAAAGAAAACAACAACAAAAAUUAAAAGUAAGUUAUAGUGAUCAAGGACCACUAACCUGGGAGUGUGAUCUAUGUUUUCUUCAAUGAAGGAUUAACCCAGUGUUCUAAGUCAGUGCUAGUUAGUAUCCUCCAGUUGCUUGUGUAGAGCUUGAGGUGGAGCUAGGCAAGGGGCAGUGCCAUGUUUAGUGACAGACCAGAGUUUCUUACAAGUUAUUGUCCUGCUCCCUCUUCAGUUGUCUUGAAGAGCUCUUGCUGCUAACUCUGGGUCCUGCUUUUCCUGUAAUUAGAAGGCAGGAACACACUUAAGCAUACUUAGAACAAACUAGCGACCAAAUUGUCAUCUACCACUAUUGAAGUUCUUGGUUUUCUUAACAACAGAUUCAAUCUUGUCCAGGUAUGUCAUUCCAGUCUCUAUGACUUGCCCCCUUAAGGAAUUUCUGACUUUGGGUUGAGGGUUUCUGACACUAAUUAGAAGAGAAAUUAGAUCAGGGUGUGGUGGCAUAUACUUACAAUCCCAGCAAUUGGGAGGUAGGAGUCGGGUUCAAGGCUGCCUUCAGCUGUCUCACAGAGGGAAGAAAGGAAGAUGCUAUUAUAUAGAUCCUUUGAAAACCAUUAUAAGGUUUGUGGCAGAGUUCACAGAGCCAGGGUUUUAAACAUGAUCUACAUCAGUUUUUAGGUAAACAUAGUUAAUGAAAGGGGCUUUUUAAGUUUUUUUUCUUCCUGCAUUCAAAAUUCUAUUCAAGAGUUUCAAACAAAUUUGAGAGUUCUAUAUAUUUGAAGGAAAUAAGGGAAAGCUUUAAAUUUAAUAGGAUGUUCAAAACUAAAAGAAGACCAUCUUUAUAAGAUGAUCUUAUAAAACCAUUAAACACCAUGCUUCUGCAUUUGGCCCUAUCUACUUCUGGAGGGUUAGAAUGGGAAAGUAAAUCAGAUGUGAAUAGAAAAUUCCUUCAGACUCCAAACUAUUACCAGAGAUACAUUUUAUAGUCUAGCUGUGAGUUUCACUUGGUCAGAUUGAGUUGCUGAGUCCAUUUUGAUCAUAAUGUACUCAUACUAGUGUGACUGAGUAAUGACUAUGUGUUGUGUCCAAAAGAGAUUUCUGCCUCAUCCAAUUGUGUGGCACCAGUUUUCCCAUAUAGGUCAUGAUUAUACCAUCAGUUUAGUUAAAAUACAUGUUGUUUGCAAAAUGAUUAGUGUUAAUAGGUUGUGUGUAAGCUAUAAAUAACUUCUGAGUAAUUGUGUACAUGGCAGAAACCGUGACAGUAAAACCUGGUAGCAGGAAAAUUCGAAAGGGUUUAAAAUACCCUGAAGACAGGGCACGUACUUUCUGGGGAAAAAAAUGUGGAAAUGUCAAAGUUUGACCAGUUUAACACUACCUCCUCCCCAUUAUCAUAUGUGUGUUUAAGAAAGUGAGAGUGUGGAGAACAUGUGCAGCACACCAGAAGUUAUGAUCUAUAUCUGGUAUCCAGAGCCUAGUGGGGAAACGUUUCUUGUUCUCCCUUUUUGGGGUCAGCAUUUUAAACAUACAUAGCUUCAUAUCUUAAGACAUUUUAUUCCUAAUUAAAUUCCCCGCCCUUUGCACAUAAGUUUUCCUUUAAACUUAGCUCUAACCCUAAGUUGUGAUGUCAGGAAGUGUUUGCACUGUGUAAACAACGUUAGCUGAAAGCGAGUUUAUUUCAUUAGAGCUCCUAUUUUCUGUAUGUUUCUUUAACCAGAGUUGAACAGUCCUGAACAUGGAGUCACACCCACAGGUGAACACACUCAGUCUCAAGUCAAGGCCUUGCUAGUAAAUGGAACUUUGUAAUAGUUAUUAUGAUUUUUUGACUGCCUGGACAUCAAGUAAACAACAUUCAGAACACUAAAGAAAAUGUUCUAGAGAUUCCAUCCUGCUACUAACAAUUUUUUUGUGUACAUCCUUUUUUUGUUUUUCAGAACUUAAGGCAGAAUUCAGUAAUUUUGUGCUUCUGUAAAUGUCUAGCAUUUUAAGCAUAUAUAGACUACAUUGUUUUGGACACUGGAAUAAUAUGAUUUUUUUUUUUUUUUUUUUUUUUUUUUUUUUUUUUUUUUUUUUUUUUUUG